Wasmannia auropunctata (little fire ant) is the source of this 1383-nucleotide messenger RNA. RefSeq names its product ADP-ribosylation factor-like protein 2 (gene Arl2). The record is from RefSeq and is a predicted model, not a curated record. Gene Ontology annotation, molecular function: GTP binding; GTPase activity. Gene Ontology annotation, cellular component: microtubule cytoskeleton; cytoplasm. The coding region runs from base 679 to 1233 and encodes 184 amino acids. Gene Ontology annotation, biological process: protein folding. NCBI's taxonomy places the organism in Eukaryota, Metazoa, Arthropoda, Insecta, Hymenoptera, Formicidae. The transcript is spliced from 2 exons.
UCUAUGCACGUCCCAAUGGAUUGUGCUGAAGAGGCUGCGUGAAUUUUAGUAUCAAAGCUAUCAUAUACCGUCAGUUUUCUUCGAAACGGCUGCGGUGAAAAAAUCGGGCCAGGCGCGAUUAAUUAGUUACUAAACCAAAGUUAAUUUCAAUGCACGUCCCAUCGGAUUGUGCUGAAGAGUCUGCGAGUAUUUCAAUAUCAAAGCUGGCGCAUCCUCGAAGAAUGGAUGUAGCACGGACACGAACCACGUCGACAUUUUCGUGCUAUGAUUUGAUCGACAAUGUUAUAAAAUAGACAUGGUACGUAGUUCCUUUUUUGAAAACGUGGACGUGGAGUGCUAGUGUACGGGGGAGAUCGCCGGUCCCACCCAUAAAGCCGACGUGGCCGCUCUCACGUUUAUAUUUCUGGCAAUAGCAAUAAUGCAGACGAUAAAUUAUUAGAUUCACUUGGUAAUUAUAUUUACCAGCUGGUCGAGUUUUUAAUAGUGUCUGAGCGGUGCACCGUGUGGCGUUUUAAAUGUGAUUUUACCGAUUUUGCAACUUUUUGCCAAGUGCCUAGUUACAAACACAUUUUUGGAGGUUAGAAACGUGUCUGUCAAGCCUGAAGAAAUUUCAUUUGCAUGUAAAUAUUUAUCUCUACUCAACGAUCUGAACAUCGUGGAGUAAUUAAUGGAUUGACAAUGGGUCUGUUAACGGUGUUGAAAAAAUUGAAGCAGAAGGAGAAGGAGAUGCGAAUCUUAAUGUUGGGCCUGGAUAAUGCAGGCAAGACGACAGUGUUAAAGAGACUCAAUGGUGAACCAAUAGACACUAUAUCGCCCACGCUUGGCUUUAAUAUCAAGACACUGGAACAUCGCGGGUACAAGCUCAAUGUAUGGGAUGUGGGUGGACAAAAAUCACUGCGUUCCUACUGGAGAAAUUACUUUGAGUCGACCGACGGGCUUGUUUGGGUGAUAGACAGCGCGGACAGAAGGAGAUUGGACGAUUGUAAAACGGAAUUGUACAAGCUUCUGCAAGAGGAGAGGUUAGAGGGAGCAAGUCUCCUUGUAUUCGCCAAUAAGCAGGAUAUGCCUGGCGCGUUGUCCGCGGCUGACAUAGCCGACAUUCUGGAGUUACCCAAUAUAAAGACUCACCACUGGCAAAUCUACAAGUGCUCGGCUGUGACAGGUGAAAAUCUAGUCGACGGUAUCAAUUGGAUUGUUGACGAUAUCGCAGCAAGAAUAUUUUAUGUAGAUUAAAUUAAUUUAACAGACAUCGAUAUGGCAAUACCUCGUUAAAUGCUGAAAUUAGUGCUUGACAAAUUUUUCUAAAAUGAUAUUUAUACUGUAAUAUAUAUCACGCUGUGAAAAUAUGUAACACACACAGUAUUAUAAGGAGAUUCCACAGUC